UUAGACGAGACAACAUAUAAAUAAAUUAUAAAAGGUUAGAGUCAAUCCUCACGGCUUUAACCAAGAAACUUGAAUACAUUAUAAUUCCUUACAAAUGGCUAGCAACAUUGCUAAAAGAUGGAAAAUUCUUAGUGGUGAGAGUGAGUGGAAAGGUCUUCUGAGUCCUAAUCUGGAUGUUGAUCUCCGCCACUACAUCAUUCACUAUGGUGAGAGGGUUCAAGCAGUUUAUGAUGCCACCAUCGAUGAGACAAAAUCUAAGAAUGUGGGACUUCCUCGAUAUAAAGAGAGAAAUCUCUUUGCAAAGGUGGGUUUGGAGAUUGCAAAUCCAUACAAGUACGAGGUGAAGAAAUAUUUCUAUGGAUCAACCAAGGGAAUAGUGUUAAAUCACACAAUUAAUGGAUCCGAGAGGAACUCAAAUUGGCUGGGCUUCAUUGCAGUGGCGACAGAUGAAGGGAGCAAGUAUUUGGGGAGAAGGGAUAUUCUGAUUUCAUGGAGAGGUACCCUUCUAAAAUCAGAGUGGCUUAUUGAUACUAUCAGCGGUUUAGUUCCAGCUUCUGAUAUACUUGGAUGGCAAAAUAACCCUAUGGUUCAUGGAGGUUGGUAUUCAUAUUACACCUCCUACGAUGGGUCAAAGUAUAACUCUAGUAGUUGCAGAAACCAGAUUCUAGCUAUGGUCAGAGAAUUGGUGGAGCAAUACAAGGAAGAGGAGAUGAGCAUCACAGUAACAGGCCACAGCAUGGGAGCUUCACUGGCAACCUUAAAUGCAACAGACAUUGUUUACAAUGGAUAUAACAAGCCCAAAGACCACCCAAACAAAGCAUGUCCAGUGACUGCCAUUGUAUUUGCAAGCCCUCGACUUGGAGAUUAUGGCUUUAGCAAGGUAUUCUAUAGCCUUGAUAAGCUCCACGCAUUGCGAGUGAGGAAUAAGUAUGACGUUGUCCCUGAUUCACCAAACAAUUUUAAUUACGUCCAUGUUGGAAAAGAGUUAAUCAUAGACACCCAAAAGUCUCCGUACUUGAAGAUUAAUCACAAUGAGUUGUACCAUGUCUUGGAGGUUUACUUGCAUGGUGUUGCAGGAACGCAAGGCAAAGAUGGAUUAGGAGGAUUUAAGUGGGAAGCGGAAAGAGAUUUGGCACUCAUAAACAAAAGGUCAGAUGGUUUAAAGGAUGAAUAUCGUGUUAUUGGUAAUUGAUGGAUUGAGAAAAACAAGUCAAUGAUUCAAAAGGAGGAUGGGAAUUGGGUGCUGAAGGAUUGUGACAUAGAUGACAACGAUGAUAAUUGAACUUGGUGAUGAUGCUUGAAGUGUAGUGUUUAAAUGUUCUCAAUGGCCAUGAAAAUUCAAAAUACUAUAUACUACACAAGCAUUAUAAGGUUUCCCAAUUGUGAUUCAGUUUUCAUGAACAUGUAUUGAUCUUCAAUAAAUUUCUAAUUAACUAAUAAAAACUAAAAUAAAAAUCAAGAAGAAUA
Ziziphus jujuba (common jujube) is the source of this 1467-nucleotide messenger RNA. Its product is annotated as phospholipase A1-IIgamma. Gene Ontology annotation, molecular function: glycerophospholipid phospholipase A1 activity. Gene Ontology annotation, biological process: lipid metabolic process. The transcript has 2 exons. Bases 95 to 1192 code for a protein of 365 amino acids. Lineage: Eukaryota; Viridiplantae; Streptophyta; Magnoliopsida; Rosales; Rhamnaceae. The record is from RefSeq and is a predicted model, not a curated record.